CCGCGAUCGAGUCGCGAUCAUUCGUAAAGCUCGCGUUCGAACAGCCGGGCAUUUCGGGAGAUCGUGAAUAUUCUCGACAUUGCCGGUGCGAUUCUUUCGACCGGCCCGGUUCUUCGAUCACGACUCUGCAUAUUCUUCUUUUUCUUCUUCUUCUUCUUUUUCGCGAGAGAAAGCAAGUUAAAGAGAGCAUCUCCUGUCGAAUACAAUACAAAUUCGUAUCGAGAUUACAGUGAGGACUUGCAAUGACGAUCGUGCAAAUGCGGACGUGAUUUUGUCCACGUAUCGAUCUUUUUUUGAAAGGGGCUUGCGAAAGUCGCUCGGUUUCCGAGUUGCGCUCCCGUGAAAUAAUUUCUUCAGCUCGGUUCGCACGUCGCAGGGAAGAAAUGGGGACGUUCGUGAGAAUUUGGGCGAUUUUCAGCCUGAUCGGUUUGUCGCGCGCCGAGUCGCCGGUGGAAAUCCUGACAUCCUCCAACAAUCUCGGCACCUUCAAAGAGGACGACAUACUCAACGUGCUUUCACGCAACAAGACCGACACGACUAAGAACUUCACUUUCGUCGAGCUGAUCAACAGCCUCGGUAAUUACACGAUCGACACCGAGAGAGAUAUAUGGAGUGACGACAGGCCGGAAACGCAUCACACGAAUCCGCACUAUGAGGAUUUCCCCGAGAAAAUCGAUCUCGAGGCGCGGAGAUUAUUGCAAAUUCUGCCCCCUUACGAUCCCGGGGCGGGAGGCGUCAGCGCGGAAUGCAAACGACACGCCAAUAUCUUUCACCAGGAGCUCGCGAAGUUCACGCUGUGGGCGCUCAGAAUGUACGACGCGACCGCAAAAGUGCCUUCCGGUCUGCUGAGCGGGAACGUUAAUCAAUUCGGCGAUUUUGAUGAAUGUGUCGGUGUCGAGGGCAAGGAUGGUAUUCGAGGACAGUAUUGUCUCGCGCAUUUGCAGCUGGACGUCGACCAGUCUCGACCGGACCUCAAGUAUCUACAUCGCCUGAUGCAUUCGCAUUACGCGUUUCGUAGCAACAUGACCGACCCCGGCCACAGAGUGCCGCGUUUUAGCAGCUUGAAUUGGGCCAUAUGCACACCGGCAUCAUGUACAGCCCAAGAUGUGAAGGCCUCCCUUCAACAUACUAUCUCGAAGUACACGGCUCAGACUGGUUUCAAAAUCUCGUUGCGAGUAGACCAGAACAUGUGCCAAGUGAAGAACGAAUUUGUUCCAUCAAAGGGAACUAUCGCCACUAGUCUUUUCUUCGUCACCAUACUCGUCCUGACUCUCGUAGCCGCGUUAUACGAUCAUCUCGAAAUACCGGCUAGCGAAUUGCUCUUAUCGUUCUCUUUGAAGCGCAACAUUCGGAAAUUAUUCUCGUUGGAAAGACCGAAAGGCGAUAUAGAAUCGCUCCAUGGUUUGCGAUUUUUAAACAGUCUUCUGCUACUUACAGCUCACAAGAGCAUGGCCAUUUUCUUUAUGCCAUACAUGAACCGAACUUACAUGAGCGAGUUUUUAGGUAAACCAUGGACAGUCAUAGGACGAGCGGCCAGUCUGUAUACUGAUCCAUUCAUUAUGUUAUCCGGUCUAUUAACAACGUACUCGUUCCUAGGUAAAUUGAAAAAGACGGGUAAUUUGGACAUCAAGAACGAAUACUUCUCGCGCUUGCUAAGGUUAGUGCCAACUCUAGGAGCACUGAUAUUAUUUUGUACAUACAUUAUGCCGUACAUCGGAUCCGGACCGCAGUGGCCGCUAGUGGUAACCAGUCACGCGGAAGUCUGUAAAAAAACGUGGUGGCGGAAUUUCUUAUUUAUUCACAAUUAUUUCGGAUUUGAAAAUAUAUGUCUUACGCACACGCACCAUAUAGGUAUAGACACGCAGCUGUUCGCGAUUUCACCUCUGCUGGUGCUGUUUCUGUAUAAAAAGCCAAAAAUGGGGGCCAUUGUACUCUGUGUAAUAGCCUCGAUAUCUACGAUAUUGAGAUUCUAUGUCACAUAUACCAAAAAUCUCAACAAUUACGUGUACUACGGCACGUCGAUAAGACAAUUAUUCGACACUGCUGAUUACUCUUACUCAUUACCGUCGCACAGAUUGACCGUUUACAUCAUCGGUAUCUUCACGGGUUACUUGCUGCGAAAUAUACCCAAAGAUUUUAAGCUGAGCACAACAGCCCUCUACACUGGCUGGAUCGUGUGCAGCUUAAUGUUCCUGGCGGCUUUUAUCGGGCCUUCUAAAAUGGGCUCUAUCGAUUACGUGUACAAUCCGAUUCACGCGGCUAUUUACAACGCGUUCGCUCCCAUCGGAUGGUGCAGCCUGCACGUUUGGCUAGCAAUAAUGCAAUACACCGGGAGUUCAAACGGAUUUUUGAGCAAAUUAGUCUCUUGGCGAGGAUUUCUUGUUACCACAAGGAUUAGUUAUGCUAUAUAUUUAACGCAAUUCCCAAUAUAUUUCUACAAUGUUGGGCAAACUCGCACCGCGGAGCACUACGAAUUUUUCAGAGUAAUGCUAAAUAUAAAAGAGAUAGCGUGGAUUCUUUUCGCAUCAAUAGUGCUCACGCUACUGUUCGACACGCCGUUCCAGAAUCUAAAAAAUUACAUAUUGAAAAAACCAAUGUUGGAAAAGGAUGUAACAAAAUCAUCCAAAGUUGAGUAAUAUCCAUUUUAACUAUUUUUAAUUUUAAUUUUGACCAAAUAUUUUAGCUUAUUUACAAUAGCUCGUCUGCAGCUUUGUACAUAGCGUUUUAUAAUUAAAUUUUUAAAAUAAUUUAAACAUUAAGUAGAAUGCAAAAUAUUAGAAAAAAAAAAUUAUGAUGAAAAAUUAGAUUUUACAAAAAUUAAUUCAAAUUGUUUCACAUAGGAAAGUAAUCCUAAUUACUUUCCUAUGUGAAACAAUUUGAAUUAAUUUUUGUAAAAUCUAAUUCUUCAUAAUAUUUUUUUUCUAAUAUUUUGCAUUCUACUUAAUGUUUAAACGCAUCCUAAUGCGUAGAAAUGAAGUGUAUUUAUAUUUAAACAACUUUUUUUUUAAUGAAUAUUCAUCGACCUCAUUAUGUAAUUAGCCCUCAGUUAACACACUAUAUUGAAUUCGAUAUUUUGCCACACGUGGGUAUACCACACCCGAUCAUUUUGAAUUGUGUAUAUCUCGGUACGUAAUGAAUAGAAUUUGAACAAUUUUUUAAAUUACGCGAUACGCCAAAAAAUCAAGAAGACUAAAUAGGUGGUAAAACCGAGAAAUUGAAUAUAUUCGAAAUAUUCAGAAGAAAAGGAGUGAAUAAUUUACAAAGCAUUUUUGUAAACGGCCCGGGUGUACGACACCCAGUGUGUCAGCUGAGGGUUAAAAAUAUUUUUACUAUACCUUUAUAUACAUCAAAUAUGACCAUAAAAAAUUGUAAAUAUUAGUUUCUCGUUAAUUUUCGAGCAAUAAACUUAACAAGGAAUAUUUCAGUGAAUCAAUGUACUGUCAUAUAAUUCACGAUACGAAUGAAGAUUAAUAUUGUAUGUUUUAUAAUUCCUGUUCUUGCAUAAGCUCUGAAGAUAUUAAUUAAUAAUGUAGAAUAUUUAAAAAAAUAUAAAUAAUAAUGGAGACCAAUAUUUUUUGUAACUACAUAUCAGACGUAGUUAAUGGAAAAUGUAAGGAAUUAUAGUAAUUUAAUACUAUUAGUAUUAAAUUAUUAUUAGUACAUUUACUUUAUAAUAAGCAAAUGGUACAGAUUAUUUUACGUAUCGAUGAGAAAAAACGUGAUAUGAAAUGAUUUCACGUACAAAUAUUUUCUGACUAGAAAUUAAAAAAUUAUUCAGAAAAUCAUGGUCACUAAAAUGUAAUUAUUUUAUUAAUUGUAUUACUGUGUUAAUAGUAUUAAAUUAAACAAUUUCAUAUAAUUUUAUCAUGUUUUCUUUACUUUUAUACAUAUUACAUACAUCGUUCAAGAAAUACAGCUUACAUAUAUUUCCUCUUGAAUACGAUACUCUGUUUUCACGCGGAACAUUGCAUAAAAUAAGAUAAAUAUUUCAUAUUCAUCACAAUAAUAUACAUAAAUACACAUACAGCAGAAGCUUAAAACUAAAGUCUACUAUUUCGAGCUUCA
This is a messenger RNA of Solenopsis invicta (red fire ant), 4065 nucleotides long. Its product is annotated as O-acyltransferase like protein. Bases 384 to 2636 code for a protein of 750 amino acids. The record is from RefSeq and is a predicted model, not a curated record. Gene Ontology annotation, molecular function: acyltransferase activity, transferring groups other than amino-acyl groups. Lineage: Eukaryota; Metazoa; Arthropoda; Insecta; Hymenoptera; Formicidae. The transcript has 12 exons.